GUAAGCAGCCGCAUGUGGCAACAGCUUCAGCAGCGCGUUUAGCAUCUAAAUGUUCUGUGAAAACCUCAUGUUUGUUUCUGUCCUGAACUGGAUUGAAGUUUUUUAUGUGUUGCAGGAUGGAGAAAAGCUUUUAGAGUCUCUGUUGAAGAGCACCCUGACGCUGUCCACCAUAUUCUACUGGCUACCCAAGAGCCAAGGUGUGACGCUGCGGCGACAGGUCAGAGACGCCACUGUGGAGGUGCUGGAGGGCGUCACGCAGCUUCUGGAGGUCCUACUCAGCUCACCACUGCCAAGCCUGAGCCGGGAACAGCUGACAUCCACUGGAGGAGUUUGGUCUGCCUGUGAUCAGUUCGAUCAGUUACCGAAAGAAAAUAAGGGAGCUCUGCUGGUGGUUCUGUCCUCUCAGACUGGAGUUGUAAAGGAUGCUAUCGAGGAAUUGGAGCAGGCCCUAUCUGAAGCUCAGGACCCGUUCAAUGACGUUCUGGACGAUGACCAGGAUGAAGGCAACCCUCGGGGCAACCGGGACAUGUACUGGUCAGAGAGGGACCGGCAGGUGAUGGGCCCAUGUCAGGGGUUAAUGAAGGCAGCCGCAGGAUGCCUGAGGAAACUGGCGUCAGCCGUCAAAGCCAAUGGUGACUCUGCUGCUCCUCAGAACGUCGCCCAGCUGGAUGACCUGGCAGACAUGAGCCGGGAGAUCAGCCCCAGGUAGGCGCUCUCUGCUCUG
This is a messenger RNA of Cyprinodon variegatus (sheepshead minnow), 724 nucleotides long. It is a transcript of the gene ccndbp1, whose product is annotated as cyclin D-type binding-protein 1. Bases 50 to 709 code for a protein of 219 amino acids. NCBI's taxonomy places the organism in Eukaryota, Metazoa, Chordata, Actinopteri, Cyprinodontiformes, Cyprinodontidae. The transcript is spliced from 5 exons. Gene Ontology annotation, cellular component: nucleus. The record is from RefSeq and is a predicted model, not a curated record. Gene Ontology annotation, biological process: regulation of cell cycle.